UUCACAUAGACUGCACAGCAUCAUAUUUUGCACUGAUUUUGAGCAAUACAUGUAAUAAUCAAGACAAACCUACAUCAUGAUUGGCAGAAACAUCAGUUUCUAUAAUUCAAAAAUGGUCAUGAAUCAGUUUGAUGUGCUUCUGAAUGCAACACUAACACACACGCAGGAUACUACAGUGCAUGGCACAACACCAGUCUAGUAACUGAACAGUUAACCCAGCAUGCACGCGCACUCUCUCGCGCGGCAAGCCCAGGCUUCAUAAACAAGCCGCCGUCACUUUGUUGCUCAGUGUUGCCUCUGAUUCCACCGCAUCAGUGCAGCGGCUCUCACACGAUGGCACUGGCUGAUGCGGAGCGCGCUGUGUCCAGCUGCGGCGGCGGAGACUCAUUGUCCUGCUCCCCGUUCUCAGAAAUCAUCGAGCUGAACGUCGGCGGACAGGUUUAUGUCACCAGGUACACAACUCUCGUCGCCGUGCCAGACUCGCUCCUGUGGAACAUGUUCACCAAAAAGUCGCCAAAGGACUUGGCGAGAGACAGCAAAGGGCGCUUCUUCUUGGACAGAGACGGCUUCUUGUUCCGCUACAUCCUAGAUUAUCUCCGGGACCUGAACCUGGUCCUCCCGGACUACUUCCCUGAGAAGAGCCGCCUGCAGAGGGAGGCUGACUUCUUCCAGCUGCGGGACCUCGCCAAACGCCUUAGCCCGCGGGUGAGUAAAGAUAAUUCACUCAGCGAAGAGAUCAUCCAGAGUGACACAGAGGAAGGUGCGCAGCAGUGCGGCACCUCCGUCUGUAUGGAGACUUUGCGCGCAAUGUCGGUCAGCGGUGCCAUGCGCUCUCCAUCGCUGGACUCCAGAAAGUCUGGCUACAUCACGAUAGGAUACCGCGGCUCCUACACCAUUGGAAGAGACAUCCAGACCGAUGCCAAAUUCAGGAGGGUGGCGCGCAUCACCGUGUGCGGGAAGACGUCUCUGGCCAAAGAGGUGUUUGGGGACACGCUGAACGAGAGCAGGGACCCGGACAGACCGCCGGAGAGAUACACAUCCCGCUACUACCUCAAGUAUAAUUUUCUAGAGCAGGCAUUUGACAAGCUGACAGAGGUGGGCUUCCACAUGGUGGCCUGCAGCUCCACAGGCACCUGCGCCUACACCAGCAAUGAUCCAAACGAGGACAAAAUCUGGACAAGCUACACCGAAUAUGUCUUCUGUCGGGACUAAUAACUGCAGCAUUCACGUGAUCAUGUUGAUGUAAAUAGAAGGGAAUGUCUAAAUUAGUGUUGCGUUUGGUGUGUUGAAUGGCAAUGUUUGGCAAAAGCAAAUUCCAUUCCCAUUCUACUUAAAAUCAAACCAAGCAGCAGAGUUACCUCUGAGGUUAACCAGGGACAAAAAUACCAAAAAAUAAAAAAUACAUUUAAUACACUUUAAUGACACAGACACUCAAACGAGUAUAUGUUAAGAUAAUGCAAUUUGAAUUAUAAAUGGAAUAGCACAUCAUUUGAGAUGAUACACUCAUCCGAAGCCCUAACAGCACUCAAGGGAAUUAAAUCAACUUAAACUGAAGUUGCCAUGUUAUAAAAAGAUAAAUUCAGAUAACAUGUUUCUUUUGAUUGAACUUUAGAGUGUUACCUAAAUCAAGCUAUUUUUUCUUUCCACUUUGUCAACCAUUUUCUUGUUUCAGUGCACCAUCUUUAUUUCAUGUCAGCGUUACUUGACAAAAGUGCUGUGUGAAGUGAGCGGCGUCCGAGGACUGGCGAGCAGACAAUUCAGUGUCAUUUUAAUCUUGCUUGAUCCCGUUUUGCCACCUUUUUGUAUCAUGUAAUUGUCUCUUACAGCAGACCUAUCGCUGACAUAAUCGCUGUAAGUGUAUACGUGCUUGCCUGGUAGAGUUGUAUCUGUUAAACUUGCUCAGAUGAAAAUAAAAUCUUCUACUCUGUUAUUCUCAGCACUUUGCCAACCAUCUUAUCUUCUUCUCAACCAGUGUAGUCUACUUGAUACAUAUGUGCCCACUACAGAAGGGCCAGGAUUUCUAUAUAACAAUUAAAAAUGUGCAAAUAAAAGGUGGAUAUGUUGGUAGGAUAUUGCGCUGGUGGUCUGGCAACCCAUGCUGCCUUGAGUGUGUGUAUCUUUUUUGUAUACAUGUAUGUUCAUGGUAUUUUUCUAUAUCUUGGUGGAGAGCGUUAGUUGUUAGCACCCUUAUUGGGAAACCCAUGCAGGCACAGCACAGUGAUCAACUUUAUCUUCACCCCUGUUGAUUAUUCAACCAGCUAAGCACCACCUUGCCAGGGCCAGUAGUCCUUAUGAAUACUAAAACCUGGUCCUAAUGAGGCAGAAACUCAAAGUGAAUCAAAGUGAGACACUCAAUACAAAAAAAGAGUAGAAAUAACUAGAAAUAAUAGAGGCCGAGUCGAAAUAAGAAUGGCAGUGACCAACGUCUCACAAAGUUCUUGAUUGACUUAUGUACUUUUCCACUUCACAAAGUAUUUUUUCCCUGUGAUUACAUCACACAAGAAAAACCUUCCACCUAAGAGCUCGGUUUGCAUGUAAAUAUUGCAGAAGGAUCCGUAGCCGCCGCUUCCAUUUCUGUCGCACGAAAUUCAGUCGCAUGCUGUGUGGAUGCAAAUAGUGCAGCUGUGCACACAUGAUGUCAUUAUCAUUUGAAGUGUAAAUAAUAAAAGGGUCCAGCUGCACACAAAUAGGAGGUUUCAAUCUGACAGGUCCUGUGGGUGAAUGCAGAGAUGAUUGUGCAUCAGACGAUGCAGGAGCAGAAUUAUUUGUGUAUACAGCCAGUCCUGGAUUACGUGUUUCGCUUUCAAACAGACACGAAGAGGUUACCUUACAUUUAGAGCCAUGGGAGGAAUUAUAAAACAACAGGGGCUUAUAGACCAGAAGCAGUGAUGUAUCAUUUGUGAAGGUCAGGGGACAUUUUCCCACAGCGAAGAUCUAAGGGUUUCAAUGUUAGAUGCACAGACAUUUCAGGUGGCAGGGGCUCAAGUGAAAAUGAGGGCCCCCCUUGCAGUUAUUAAUUGAAAAAAAAUCUGGUUAUCUACUUACAUAUUUCUUUAUUUCACAAACCAUACUCUCAUGAAGGCCUAUGAGAUUCUAUAAAACUACUGUGAAAAAUACAGCUGUCUUGCAAAAACUAAUUAAACCUUUGGGCAUUAAUACAUACUAAUACAUACUAAGUUUGGGCAGUCCAUGGUAAUUGGAAAGGUUGCUGGUUUGAGUCUCCACCCGGUCAAGCCCCGAGCAAGGAAACCAUUCCCCAUUGUUAAUUGCACUCUCAAUUAUCUCCAGUGGGUUUACGUCAGGAAAGACAUCCAGUUUAAAAUCUAUGGGCCAUGUAACAAAAUACAAUAUAUAAUUGGAUAAAUAAAUAGAAAUGUUUUUGAAAAGGGACCACCACUAUUUGUGGUUCAUGUCCAAGGUGUCCAUGUGGUGAAUACCGUUUCCUUCCCAUCCGGGGGACACCUGAUGUUAGGACAGAAAAUGAAUCUUUAAAACAGUGACCUGUCAAUAAUUCGGACACAUCACAGUAAGCAAGCCAAUGAUGGCUGAAUUCCAUUUAGCUGCUCCAGUUCACCGGGACACCUGAAGACAACAGAGUCGUCAUAAAUGUGUUAUUUACUCUGAUGCUUUUUCUCACAAAGACUGUGAGUGACAGCGUAAAUAAGUUCAUUCAAGGUUUAUGCAUACAGCAAGUUUCAAACAGGCUAAAAAUACUAGUAUAA
Messenger RNA from Solea solea (common sole), 3722 nucleotides. It is a transcript of the gene kctd12.1, whose product is annotated as potassium channel tetramerisation domain containing 12.1. Gene Ontology annotation, cellular component: postsynaptic membrane; presynaptic membrane. Gene Ontology annotation, biological process: protein homooligomerization; regulation of G protein-coupled receptor signaling pathway. Gene Ontology annotation, molecular function: protein binding. Lineage: Eukaryota; Metazoa; Chordata; Actinopteri; Pleuronectiformes; Soleidae. The transcript has a single exon. The coding region runs from base 334 to 1212 and encodes 292 amino acids. The record is from RefSeq and is a predicted model, not a curated record.